GUCAUGUAUUUGUGUUCCUUGUCUUGUUUGACUGUCUUGUCCUUUGUUGGCCUUGGACCAUAUGUAUGUGUUGUAUAUGUGUUAUAUAUGGAGAGUCACCCAAACAUUUCCCCAUUCCAGAGGGAGAUGCGUACUUCACAGUUAAGCUGCAGGACUUUACUGCAGUGGAAAAAGACGAUGUGAUUCUUGAUUGCGAGCUCAACAAAGAUGUCGAAGUCAUGUGGUACCACAAUGAGGCCGAGAUCAAGCCCUCUAAGAUGGUGGCUAUUAAGGCUGAGGGCAAACGCAGAGCCCUCGUUAUCAAGAAAGUUGGAGACAAAGACAAAGGACAAUACGUAUGUGAUUGUGGAACAGACAAGACGACGGCAAAGCUUCACAUUGAAGCUCGCCACAUCAAGGUGAUUCGGCCAAUGUAUGGCGCUGAGGUGUUUGAAGGAGAGACCGCUCGAUUUGAGGUCGAGCUCAGUGAGGACGACAUUCAUGGCCAGUGGAAACUGAACGGAGAAGUCCUCAGUCCAUCCGCCGAUGUAGAGAUCGUGGAGGACGGCCCAAAACACACUCUGGUCUUGUACAACUGCAAAGUGCCUCUAACAGGCGAGGUGUUGUUCACUGCCGCCAACGCAAAGUGUUCUGCUAACCUGAAAGUAAAGGAGAUCCCAGUCUCAUUCAUUACACCACUGACGGACGUGCAUGUGUACGAAAAGGAUGAGGCAAAGUUUGAACUGGAAAUUUCUAGAGAGCCCAAAAACUUCCGCUGGCUGAAGGGAACUCAGGAGUUGUCGACUGAUGAUAAGUUUUAGCUCCAGGUGGAAGGAAAG
Molecule: messenger RNA, 818 nt
Organism: Epinephelus lanceolatus (giant grouper)
Lineage: Eukaryota; Metazoa; Chordata; Actinopteri; Perciformes; Serranidae
Source: RefSeq, a predicted model, not a curated record